AAAUCCAUGUGCCCACAUGGACGAUGGAGAUGGAGAAGAGAGAGAGAGAGAUAAUAAGAGAGAGAGAGUGAGUGUUGUGUGUGCGUCUGUGUUGUAGCAACAACAGCAGCAGCAUCAGUAAGAGAGAGAGAGACAGAGAGACAGUACCUGGAAAACCCAUUCUCAAUCCUAAUAAUUAUAGUCAUAACCUCAUCAUCAUCAUCAUCAUCAUCAACCACAACCUGUUGCAGUAUCAGCAGUACGAAAAGCACUUGCACUUGCACUUGCACGCACACCAACGCGGCCGAGGAGAGACGCAGGCGACACGCUCUCCACACACCCACCUGCAUUAAAGUCCGCUCUCGCCCCCUUGGACGUCGCCGGAGAGGGAGAGGGACAGAAGGGUCGCGGAGGGCGAGGAUGAAGGAGAAGGGAGAGAGCGGAGGAGGGUACGUGAGAGCGGAUCAGAUAGAUCUGAAGAGCCUGGACGAGCAACUCCAGAGGCACCUGAGCAGAGCAUGGACGAUGGAGAAGAACAAGAACGCCGACACCAACGGCGACGGGAAACAGGAGAACGAUGCGUUAGCGAGGAGGCCCGCGUACGGCGGCGGCGGGAGCCGCCUCCCCACCAGGCAGGAGUGGGAGAUUGACCCGUCCAAGCUCGUGAUCAAGAGCGUCAUCGCUCGCGGCACUUUCGGGACUGUUCAUCGCGGCAUUUACGACGGCCAAGACGUCGCUGUCAAACUUCUUGACUGGGGGGAAGAGGGACACAGAUCAGAGGCUGAAAUAGCUUCCCUUAGAGCGGCAUUUACACAAGAAGUUGCUGUUUGGCACAAGCUGGAGCAUCCAAAUGUGACUAAGUUCAUAGGGGCGACCAUGGGCACGUCAGAUUUGCAUAUACAAAGUGAGAAUGGUCAUAUUGGCAUGCCAAGUAACAUUUGUUGUGUUGUUGUGGAGUAUUGCCCUGGAGGGGCUUUGAAAUCUUACCUCAUCAAGAACCGAAGGAAGAAACUGGCUUUCAAAGUAGUCAUUCAACUGGCUCUUGAUCUUGCACGAGGGUUGAGCUAUCUGCACUCCAAGAAAAUUGUGCACAGAGACGUUAAGACUGAAAACAUGCUCUUGGACAAGACACGCACUCUUAAAAUAGCGGAUUUUGGAGUUGCUCGGAUUGAGGCUUCCAAUCCUCAUGACAUGACUGGUGAGACGGGAACUCUUGGUUACAUGGCUCCAGAGGUUCUCAAUGGUAGUGCUUAUGACCGAAAGUGUGAUGUGUACAGCUUCGGUAUUUGCUUGUGGGAAAUAUACUGUUGUGAUAUGCCAUACCCUGAUCUGAGCUUCUCGGAAGUGACAUCAGCUGUUGUCCGUCAGAACUUGAGGCCGGAGAUCCCGCGUUGUUGUCCGAGCUCGCUUGCGAAUGUCAUGAAACGCUGCUGGGAUGGAAAUCCUGACAAGAGACCCAAAAUGGAUGAGGUGGUAGCCAUGUUGGAGGCUAUCGACACCUCGAAAGGAGGAGGUAUGAUCCCUCUCGAUCAGUCGCAGGGUUGCUUCUGUUUCCGCAAACACCGAGGUCCUUGAAUGUUGGUGCAGCCACGUCAAGUGAAGUGACAGUCGAGCAUCUGAGAAAGAACAUCUGGAAUUUGAUCUGUAUGUAAUACAAUUAAAGAGGGUGGAGUGCAUGGGCUGAGGGCAUUCGAUUGGAGGGUUAGAUAUCAAGUUCUUAUGUUUCUCUUUCUUUUUCUGCGUUGGUUAAUUUUGUUUUUAAGUAGGUGAAGAGCCCUAUGUUUUUCUUUGUUAUGGAUCCUGUAAAGCUUGAUCUGCUCUUCACUAUCACUUUCCAUUGGUGGAGGAAACUGACAGUAAAUAUUGUUAGGGGCAAUAAAGAAAAAAUUUGUUGACCCAAAA
Molecule: messenger RNA, 1881 nt
Organism: Eucalyptus grandis
Lineage: Eukaryota; Viridiplantae; Streptophyta; Magnoliopsida; Myrtales; Myrtaceae
Product: serine/threonine-protein kinase STY13
Exons: 6
Coding region: 400-1554 (384 amino acids)
Biological process (GO): protein phosphorylation
Cellular component (GO): plasma membrane
Molecular function (GO): ATP binding; protein kinase activity
Source: RefSeq, a predicted model, not a curated record